UGCUAAGGACGACUCGCUCGAACGACAACCGUCUUUUCGCGAGCACGUUCGAUAGAACAUAUUAGGAGGACGGCCUCUAUCUCCCCUCUCUCGAGUUACGACGUCAAUUCUAGCGGGACACUAGCGAGCUGAAUCGCGCGUCUCUGUCUCUAUACACACCGGCUCGUAUAUAUACCUGCGUAACGCCGAAAAAACCUGGCCAGUCGUGUACGACGCCUGUCACCGUUCCACGCGCGAGUUUUCCUGCGCCGCAUUUCCUCCUUGCUAAUACAUUGACACUUUUUCAACAUUCGUGGACGAUAUCCUUCAUUCUUCCUGCGAGAACUUCUCCAACCAGAUCAUUGGAAAGAAGAUACUGAUUAAAGAAAAAUCGAAGAUUUCCUGUAAUUUAGGAGGAAUUUUGACAAAUUCGAAGGAAAAAGAUUUUUAGGGAGUCUACAGUUUACUAACAGCGUUAGUAAAAGUGGAAUAGUUGGAAAGAUUUUUUAAACGUAAGAAUCAGAAAGUAAAUUAAACUACGCUCGAAGAAUUAGGAAAUAUAGAAAAAGUUGAAGGUUAUGGAAUUGAGAGUUCCUGCGAGACGCAUAAAAGGAAACGAUAGAACAGAUCGUUCACUGACAGUGGCGAAGUAAGUACAACGUCAGGACAACGUCUCGACGUUAACGUCAACGCGGUCGUUUGAAAAGUCCGAAUUCAUCAAGUUUAACACUUUCACGUUUCGAUAUUUUCAUCGAGCUGUACCCAUCAACAACGCUAUAUCUUCUUCGCUGAAUUGAUAAAUUUCCGCAGUUUUCUCUAUACGUUUAACACACAUUUCCUCGCAACGGUGACAGAGCGACUGCCGUGUGAAUUUUAUUACCCUUAAACUAUCUUAAACCUAGUAUAAACAAGCAAUUAACGGUGAUAAUAAAAUAUCAAUCAUUGAAAGACGAUCGAGGAGCUGGGUUUGUGGAAACAGAAGCACGCUUACAGUCCAGUUUCGUGUGUGAGGAUCAUCUAGCGCUGUAUCAAUGAAUCAAUAAAUCAUACUGCACGACAGUAGCCAAGACUCAUCUUGGAUCUCAUAAAUCGUUAUCUCCUGCGAGAUUACUAUUGACUGUAGGAAGGUAAAUAAGAUACGGGAAAGAGGCCGAAAUAAUUCAAGUCUUCAGGAGGAUCGAAUCGGUGAAAAAGCGAUUCGAGGAAGAAGGAUCUUUUCCAAGAGGCUCGUUCGAGAAUGUGAAUUGCAAGUUGAUCAAAGAUCCAACUUUUUUAUUUAUGUUCUUGGCAGAACAAUCCGGAGGCAUCAGCAGUUUCGCAAGAGAAUUCGGAAUUAACGAUCGAGAUUACAGAUUCACCAUGGGGAAAUGUACAAAGUCACAACCUACAGAAAGUCCCAUGCAGGAAUUUAAUAGCAGUACGAAAAUAGCUACUGUCAUGAUCGGAGAAUACAAUGAGAAGGAUGAACUAUACAAUCCCUUCGAACACCGUGAUAAGAAAAAUACCAAUUCAGACUUCGGUGCUUUAGCUCACUUAGUAAAAUCGUCUCUUGGCACCGGAAUCCUUGCUAUGCCAAAUGCGAUUAAGAAUGGCGGAGUAUUAUUCGGUGGAAUCGGUACUAUAAUAAUCGGCAUAAUAUGCGCGCAUUGUGUCCACAUACUGGUUCGUUCGUCCCACGUGCUAUGCAAGAAAACGAAAACACCACAGAUGACAUACGCCGAGACAGCGGAGGCUGCGUUUUUUAAUGGACCAAAAACAUUAAGGCCAUUCGCGAACGCAAGUCGAAUAUUAGUAAAUAUUUCAUUGUGUGCAACUUACAUAGGCGGUACGUGCGUCUAUGUGGUAUUCGUAUCGACCUCGAUUAAACAGGUUGUGGACCACCACACCGGCAUGGACAUACCACUUCGCAUGUAUAUGCUCACGUUGAUUCCUGCGGUAUUGCUGCUGGGACAAAUUCGAAAUUUGAAGUAUCUGGUACCAUUCUCCAUUCUGGCCAAUCUUUCCAUGAUGGUCGGUUUUGCGAUAACUCUGUACUACAUCUUCAGUGGAAUUGAAACACCACAGAACGUAAAGUUGAUAGCGUCGGCCGAACACCUGCCUGUGUUUUUCGCUACUGUGUUAUUCGCCAUCGAGGGCAUCGGCGUUGUGAUGCCAGUUGAAAAUAGCAUGCGGAAUCCGCAACAUUUUCUUGGUUGCCCGAGUGUCCUGAAUAUAACGAUGACUAUAGUGGUAUCUUUAUACGCUAUACUGGGUGUAUUCGGUUAUUUGAAAUACGGGGAAGCAGUUGACGCAACUAUCACGCUAAACAUACCAAUCACAGAAAUCCCGGGACAGAUGGUGAAACUACUUAUCGCUCUAGCGGUUUUGUUUAGCUACGGAUUGCAAUUUACCGUGCCAAUCGAUAUAAUAUGGGGAUUAAUAAAAGAGAAAUUCAGUCAUAAAUAUGAAGGAAUAUCUGAAACAGCGCUAAGAAUGUUCAUAGCUUUAUUUACAAUUGCUGUGGCAUGUCUGGUUCCAAAACUCGAACCCUUUAUUUCCCUAGUCGGAUCAGUAUUUUUCUCCAUUCUUGGCGUCACAAUCCCAGCAAUCGUGGAAACAGUUUCGUGCUGGGAUGGCCACUUGGGUAAGUAUAACUGGAGACUUUGGAAGAACAGUGGACUUUUAAUAUUUUCUCUCUUAGCGCUAGUAUUCGGUUCAUGGAUCUCCAUCACAGAUAUAAUCAAAUUGUAUCAAUAAAGUAAUAACCUAAAUCCAUUUUUAUAAUUGCGUACGCAAAAAAGACUUAAUGUAAAAUUAACACGUUAACUAUGUACGUCUCGUAUCUGAGUCAACAUAUAUACCGCCGUUCAUAAGUAUCAGAAUACUGCUCGUUUCGUACGAAAAUUAAUAUUUGAUGUAGAUUAUCGAUAAAACGGCUACUUCAUCUUUUUAAAAUUCAAAGGGCCGAUUUUGUAUUCACGCAAGAUAAUGAUCUAAGACACAUAAUGGGACUGACAAAAAUUUAGAAUCUUAAUGACUAAACUAACUAAAAGCCCAUUGAAAACAUUUGAAAUGAAAUUAUUAUAGGUAGGAAAUUCUGGCUAAAAUCUGAUUUUAAGAAUUAUUUUAAGAACUGAUUUUAAGAAUAUAUAGUAUUCAUAGAAUCAGAUAACAUUAAAUGUAACAGGAAAAAUGAUGAUACGAAAGAAAUUUUUGAGAUAAUUGUCGAGGAUAUUAUUUUAAUGUUUCACCUACGAAUGCCUUACGGUGUAAGAUUUUUAAUGAGAUAGUAAUUUUUAACGGUUCUAAUAAUUUCUUUAUAAUUAUUUAACUUCUAGUUUUUCGUUAAUGUUCUAAUACUUAUGAAGUGUGAUAUAGACUUACGAUAUACAAUAUAUGUGAUACCUGCUUAUCAGACGUAGAAUACAAAUUAAAGAUCGCGAAAUUUGUAAAAGAAACUUUUAUAAUAAUUUAUGUAAAAAACGUGUAUGUAUAAGUGUAUACGAUAUAAAAAUCGAUUUUGUACGAAAAUUAUUUGUUAGCAUAGAUUAUUAAUAAUAGAAAUUCGAUGAGAAGUGAAUGUAUCGAAAUUAUUAAGACUAGAUCUUUUUUAAGACGCUGUCGAAUAUCUGUACAGUCAUCGUGACAUAUUAGCUAUCAUUAUUUAUCAUUAACGUAAUUCACAUUCCCAUGGAGUAUUUAUUUUUAAGAGUAUUCGUGUACAUUGUGUAUUUAUCUCUGCGUUAUACUUAAGCAUUUUUGUAAUUUACAGAUUUCUUGUAAUUUAAAGAAUAUUGUAAAAUCGUGAAGUAUUAUAAUUAAUUUGGUGAUCAUAAGAUUAGAUCGUAAUGGAAGAAAAAUGGAGAAAGCGUAUCUAAUUUUAGAAAGGAUAAAUAGAUAGGUGUAUUAUAUUUAUUGUAAAUAUUCAAGCUAGAGAUACAAUAUUUUUUAAACUAUGUAGUAUGCUUUGAAGUGAGUUUAGUAAUAAAGUAGAUUAGCGUUCGUGGAUUUAUUGUUAAUGUAGUAGUGGUCGCUUUUUAAAGUUGUAGUAAAUUUCUAAAAAAGAAGGUAAUAUAUUAUUAUUUAUUUACUUGUAUAAACGAAAAAGUAAUUUUCUUGCCUAUGUGUAUAAAUUUUAAUAAACAAUCUAAUAUUUCUAAUUUAAGCGAACAGAUGCGACUGUUACUACAUUAAAUUUGUAAGAGUAAAUAGUAUGCAACAUCAUAAAUUGUAAAUUUAUCACUGUAUAAAACAUUAAACCUAUAUGCAUUUUUUAGAAAUAAUCAAUUAUUUUUAAGCAUUCUAGUGUGCUGUAACUUUCUUUGUUAGCAUCGUGUCUACUGUUCAAAAACAUCCAAACACUUGUUCAAUAUUGGCAACACAUAUUUUAAUCAUAAAAUUCCGGAUAAAUCAAACUGUAAUGAUUUUAUUCUGUAUAAUCGACAUGGCUGUGUAUAAUAGAAUAUGAUGAUACGAUUAAAUUUGCUUUGAAAUAUCAAUGCGCAAUAACAAAACUGACAUUUGUAAUUAUCAAACCUUUCAGAAUUAUUUUAUUAUUUGAGAAACUUUUUACUUUUAAAUCAAUUUUUGACUUGUAAGUCGAAUUAACAUGAUUUUUCUAACUUGAUAAAAAGCCUUUAAAUGUCAAUACAAAUAAUGAUUACAUACUAAACGUAUACAUGUAGUAAAUAACCAAAUGAAUGUAGUAUUGCUACGUUUGUUAAUGGUUAAGUCGUAAAAAGAAACUAAUCUAAACUACACUAAAUUUUCAGAAUACUUAUGAACUGUAGCGUACAUUUAUUGAAAUGCCUCAAAUGCUUGUGCACGUGAGGGUCUCUGUGCGAUAUUAUUGGAUCGUGAAUUUGAUGAUAUUAGUAAGGACUCUGCAAAUGUUGGUUGUGUUUUGCGUUUUGUACAAUUACAAUACAUUACAGCGACGAAAGUCAAAUGAAUUCCAAUCAUCAAAGGAAUUAUGUUUAUAUAUCGAAAAAUUUUUAUUAGACGAAGCGUUUGAUAUGUGAAUCCUAUAAUCGCCAACGUUGGCGUAUUUCCCUGUAAAAUAUUUGUUAGACAAUUAGUUCGUCUAUCGAUAUCUGAGAAAAAUUGUGAUUAUAUUUUUUACAUUUUGAAGUGAUCUGGAGCAUGAUGUAAUGAAAGAUUGUAUUCAUAAGUUAACAUCUGUUUGUAAAAAUGUAUAAUGUUAUUCAAUUUCUUUGUCAGGAUUUUCCAAUGACAACGAAAUAUCAGACUUUCUUAAAAAUGAAAAAUGAAUAAAAUAUAUUGAAUCAAA
Bombus terrestris (buff-tailed bumblebee) is the source of this 5248-nucleotide messenger RNA. Its product is annotated as proton-coupled amino acid transporter-like protein pathetic. The transcript is spliced from 8 exons. Gene Ontology annotation, cellular component: vacuolar membrane. The record is from RefSeq and is a predicted model, not a curated record. Gene Ontology annotation, biological process: amino acid transmembrane transport. NCBI's taxonomy places the organism in Eukaryota, Metazoa, Arthropoda, Insecta, Hymenoptera, Apidae. The coding region runs from base 1258 to 2715 and encodes 485 amino acids. Gene Ontology annotation, molecular function: amino acid transmembrane transporter activity.